UUCAGUGAUGCAGGCGGACAACAGAGGGACAAAGUGUUUAUGUUCACACAGAAGACAAAAGGAUGACAUGUGAGCACCUGAGCCGCGUGUUGGCGCUCUGCGUGUUUCUCCGCGCGGUGCGAACCGCUUCCUUCAGCCAGGACGCGCGGGACUUCCACACGAAAGUGGCUUUGAUGCUGAAGGAAGAGCCAGUGAACCCCAAGUGCUUUGCUGAAGGCAGGAACGACCUCACGUGCUUCUGGGAGGAAGACGAGGAAAGGGCCGGUUCUGUGGAUCAGUACUCCUUCACGUACACGUACAAAAAUGAAAACAGUAGCCGCUGCCCGUUGAGAGCCGUCCCCGCAGCCAGCGGGAAGAUGCUGUUCGUCUGCCACAUGAGUCAAACCCAGAUGUUUAUCGUGAUGGACAUUCAAGUCCACCGGGAGACGGAGCUGAUCCACAACCGCAGCCUCUACAUCGAGCUCGUCUUUCUUCUUGACCCUCCUGCCAACGUGACGGUGAACCACACGGAGAACCCGGGUCAAAUAAGAGUCACCUGGCUGCCAGCUCCCUUCAAGUACAUGACCGACGCCAUGAAUUACGAGGUCCGCUACGCCCCAGCGGACGGCCACCGUCCGCAGGUGGAGGAGGUGAAAGCGAGUUCGGAGCUGAUCCUGAGGAACCUGCAGCCGGGGACAAGGUACGAGGUGCAAGUCCGCGUGAAGCUGGAUGAGCUCAGCUACAACGGCUACUGGAGUUCCUGGAGUGAACCGGUGUUCAUAGAAACAGUGCCGGGAGAAUUCGACCCACUCAUCAUGUCCCUGACUCUCAUCAUCUCCUUCAUCCUCGUUGUUCUGUCCCUCACCGUCCUCCGGUCCCAUCGCAGGUUUCUUACAAAGAAGAUUUGGCCGACUAUCCCGAGUCCUGAGGGCAAGUUCCAGGACCUGUUCACAGUUUACGGUGGAGACUUCCAGGAGUGGUUAGGCCACAGCACCGGAGGCUUGAGGUUGGCUCCAGCGUUCUUCUGCUCAGAGGAACACCCCUCUGCCCUGGAGGUGCUGUCGGAGCUCAGUUUCUCCCCGGCGCUGCCCUCUCCUCCUCUGCCUCCCAAAGUCUCCAGAGCUCCACCCGCAGACCGGAAGGAGGAGGUGGACGUGAAGUGGCCGGAUGAGAGGGAGACGUUAGAGAGGAGAGCAACGCCACCUGACCACUGGCUGAUGGACCGCUUACGUGCCCUCCACCAGCAGCCCAUGCCCGUCUCCCAGUCCUCUCUGCUGGAGUCUCAGGACACAUACGUCACUCUCAGUAACCACAACCACAGCGAGGCCGAGCACCUGGAUGAUAUUCUAGAGGAGACCUCACCCCUCGAGGUGCUCUUUGCCUCCAGGAACACUGCGCUGUGUGAAUCCCACUCUGAUCUGGGGUCAGUGCAGCAGAGCUCUGGUGCUCUCUCGUCCCAGUCCAGCUUCGAGUACCCGAACCACCCCUGGAACCCCAAGGGCCCGGGGUACACCUACAUGGCAGUGGCCGAUUCCGGGGUCUCUAUGGAUUACAGCCCCAUGAGCAGAACGGACAGUAUCGGGAAAGUGGUUAUCUACGCCAACGGGUUUAAUAAUGAGAUCCCCUCGAGCAGGAGGCCGCUCCUGCCGCGGCAUCAGCCCGUGGUCGGUGACGGCUGAACCAAAGAGACUCAAACCACAUGGCCUCACCACAACUGUUAAAGGAGAAUCCAGGAUUCUGUGUCUGACUGGAACACGGAGCUGAAGGACUCCAUGUCCACUGGAUGUACAUUUCUACUUUUGCAAAGUCAUCCCCAAUCUGUAGAGGACAACACCAUUACAUGCAAAUGGCAGCUGUGGCUUCUGCAAGGAAAUAUUCAUGUUUGAGAUAAGUUUGGCAUAAUUUUUUAGCUUAAAUAACCAAACAGCUUUUUAUGAGUAGACGUACAGAAAUGGAAACUAUGAACAUUACGAGCCGUUUUCUGCCCCUUCUCAUUUGUAUUUUGUCAACAAAUCCCACUCUCCUCCAAUUUUUUCUACAUAAGUAUAAAAUGUAUCUAAUUAUUUAUUUACACAUGAUAAACAAUAUAUAUAACAAACAUAUUUAAUAUUGAAACAACUUAUCAUACAAUACACUUAAAUACACAACUUAAUAUGAAACAGAUAUUAGUAUGAUUGAACAUAAAAAUAUAAUAAAUAUAAACUAGUUAAUCUAAUCCAUCCUGUGGUUCCUAAGAUGUUUCAGUUAAUAAAAACUUUACUUAGUUUUGGGAGGUUGCAAAAUAUAGAAAGAUCUAGUAGUUAGUUUUUCUUUAUACAUGAGAUUUGUUGAUUUCACUUGAACCCGGCAGCUACAAAGUCAGACUCAUUUCCAAACCUGAUAAAACUGUAUUUGUAAAUAACUUUUUGUAUUUUAUCACAGUUGUAUCAGAGAGGGAUCAAAAUCUUAAGUUGUUGUUAUUCUCAUAAAAACAUAUUCCUGAGCAAAUAAUACUACUUCUACUGUAGGCUGUGCAGGAAAGUUUUAAUACACUGCCGUCUAAAGAGUAAAGCUCACGUGUUUUUUUUAAACUGAAUAAUUUCUGUUUUUUUUUUUUUAUGUUUCUUUGCUUUUGUGGCUUUGGAGAAUAUUUAGUUGCUGAAAUUGUAUCUGCUCUUAAAGUAUACAAAUAUAUUUCUACACAUUUCUGACUUAUAUGUUGUAAAAAAUAAAAGUAGUGUGACUAAGAAGUAACUAACUGACAACUAAAGGUUUGAACCAACUUUCUUCUAAGUUGUCCACAGCAGCAGUUCCUCCAUCUUUCCUCGUUCUCCCACCUUGGACAGCUCUUCAGUUUAUCAACGUGUCGACAGAGAAACAAAUCACUCACACAUAAAGUCAAUUAAGAGUCUUUAAUUAAUCGGCAUGUCUUUGGACAGAAAAAUCCAGAUUUAUUUAAUAUGAUUAUCUUUUUAUUUUUUUACUAUUUGAAAUCUUAAUAAUAUGCGACAGCCAGUAUAUUUUUAGAGGGCGAGGUUUUAGAAUCUUAAAUUUGUAUUUCCAAACUACUGGUUCCUUCAAUGUUUUCAAUCCUCAAACAUUUCAAGUGUUUUCCUCUCGGCCGUGACAUUGUUUAUUUUUCUGAUGUG
Molecule: messenger RNA, 3107 nt
Organism: Platichthys flesus (European flounder)
Lineage: Eukaryota; Metazoa; Chordata; Actinopteri; Pleuronectiformes; Pleuronectidae
Gene: epor
Product: erythropoietin receptor
Exons: 8
Coding region: 63-1658 (531 amino acids)
Biological process (GO): cytokine-mediated signaling pathway; positive regulation of cell population proliferation; hemopoiesis
Cellular component (GO): membrane; external side of plasma membrane
Molecular function (GO): cytokine receptor activity; protein binding
Source: RefSeq, a predicted model, not a curated record